This is a messenger RNA of Lymnaea stagnalis (great pond snail), 17160 nucleotides long. The record is from the annotation of a GenBank genome assembly. Lineage: Eukaryota; Metazoa; Mollusca; Gastropoda; Lymnaeidae.
AAAAAACAACUCAUCAAACUUUUGGAGCAGCUCACAUGAUAAAUCAUUGAAGCCUAAACAUGACAUGAUAAUAAAUACAUAAAACUUAUUGAUUAUUAAAUAUAUAAGAAUGUCUGAUGAUGACAUUCAAAUAGUAAAGGUAGUUGAAAAGAGAGGGAAAAUGGUGAGUAACUUAUUUUAUAAGUACCAAGACUUAACUCGUAAUUCGUAACUAACCAGAUGAGAUCUAUUUUUAUUAGUGGUAUUAUUAGUUAUUAGUGUUUUACCUGUUAAACUUAUUAGUUAUACUAACACUACUAACAGUAACACUAAACUCUAAACUAAAUAAUAAAGUGACUAAAGACAAGUAAAGACUAAAGCUAGGGGUUUAAAGCCAAAGCACUAAUUGUGUCACUAAUCAUUAAUGGCAACAGUACAGUGUACAGUAACAAUGCCAAUGGACUGGUACUGGCACUUGGAGGAAAGUUACAAAAUCAAAAUGAAGUUACAGUAAGACCUAGUUAUUUAAAUAGGACUUAAAAAAAUCAGUUGAUUGGGUAAAUCAAAAAUGCAAAGAAGAGAUGCCAUGUUUUUUUAUUUCCCAAUGGCCGCCAUCUUGGUUGACAAGACCAGUUAAUUCUGUCACUAAAUCUAAGUAAAUGUAUCCCCAAACCUAACCUGAACCCUAAUUCAUGGCAACUUGGCUCUUUUAUAAACACGCAAAUGGCGUCAUAGCAUCUCUUCUUCUUCUAUAUCUUAAGGGCCCACGAUCAAUUUAUUGAUCAUUUUGGCUCCUAUGCAUGUAGAUGGGAUUUGCAAUGUUUCUGUUACUGGUGUUGAUGAGGAAAUCAUGCACUAGGGGUUUGAAGGCUGGAGGCAAUAGACACAAAUGUGUCUAGUGUUGUCGCCUCAACCGUUCCUUUUGAAAGAUUGUUCCAGUCCCUGAUUGUCUUGGGCAGGAAUGAGCAGCUCCUAUUCUGGCUUCUUGCUGGUAUGAGCCUGAAUUGCCUGUCAUGGCCUCGUCGCUGUCUAUGGGGGAGAGGGACGAGUUUCUGUUUAAUACUGGAACAGUGGACCAGCCCAUUAUUUAUCUUGUACAUCAUGGAGAGCCUGGAUUGUCGUCGUCGUAUCAUGGCCUCGUCGCUGUCUAUGGGGGAGAGGGACGAGUUUCUGUUUAAUACUGGAACAGUGGACCAGCCCAUUAUUUAUCUUGUACAUCAUGGAGAGCCUGGAUUGUCGUCGUCGUUUCUCCAAUGUUGACCAGCCUAGUGUUUCUAGCAUGCUGCCAACACUAGAGGUAUUCCUGUAGCGGUUUAGGACAAAGCGUGCUGCUCGUCGCUGGACAGCCUCCAACCUGUCAAUGCUCUUCUGGGUAAAUGGGUCCCAGACUGAAGAUGUAUAAUCUAAAAUCGGACGGAUAAAGGCUUUAUAUGCUCUUUCUUUCACACAGGAGUUGCCAAUCUUUAGAUUUCGCCUUAAGAACCCUAGGGUCUUGUUUGCUUGGUUACAUACAUUGUUAAUAUGCUCGUCCCAGCGGACCUCUCUUUGAAUGGUAACACCCAGGUACUUUACGGAGGAAACUGGCUCAAGUAUAUGGCCGUGCAGUUUGUAUUGGUAGUGUAGAGGAGUACAACUUCUAGAGACUGAUAGUGCAUUGAUCGUUGAUUGAUUUGAUACCAUAUUCCAUAUUUUAUCAUUUAUGGUCGUUUCAUUGCUAUUUUAUGUCAAUUAUAAAGAGUAAAGAAAGUUAUUAUGCCAUAUUUAUGAAUUUGUAGCAUUUAAGUCAGUUCUAAAGACUAAAGAAAGUUAUGAUUUAGAUUUUUUUCGAGAAUUAUUUUGGAAGUUAUCCUAAUAUAUUUUGGUAUAAAUCUUACUAGUUUUACUAUUCUUACCCUGUUAAUUGAGACAUAUAAAUAUGAGAAAAUAAAAAAGUGAAUAAAAUAAAAACUGGGUAGACUUCGGGUAGAGAAUUUUUUAGAGAGUUGCCACUCCUGCUUGGUAUCCCUGUUGGAGGAAAUGUAGUCAGCAUAUACAAAUACAAUUGAAGUGGUCACUGUUUUGAAACUUUACUUUAAUAAAAUUGUUGUGGUAGGGUGGAGGAAAAUAUAUUUACCUAUUCUUGUCGAUAAUUUGGAUUCUUUUAACAGUGGUUAUAAUUUAUCAUGAAAAGCAUUACUGGUGGAGAAUGUACAAGAAAUUAAAUAGUAGACUUAGCAUAAUUCAACUUGAUAUAUUGUUGCAAAAAACAAUAGCUUGAUCAAAAAUGGUAAAACACAGAAUUGUUCAGCAUCCUAUUCUCUUUAAAAGGAUAAGCACACAACAUAUUUAACAAAGAAAUGACCACAAACCGUAUUUUUCCCCAUUGCAUAUGCAAUGUUUAUUUUACAUUUUCUAGUGAACAAGAGUUGAACAAGGGGCACGUAACUCUGCAAUUAUUUUUCACAAUUAUUUGUCACUUACUGAAAAAUGAUUUAUCCAAGCACCUAUUAACAUUCAAACAAGUGACACUUUUACUUGUCUUUUACUCUAUUUAUAUUUUGUGAUUCACAAAUUUAGACCUAUUGUUUGUUUAUCACUUUACUUUAUGUGACUAAAACCUUACCAACACUUUUCAUCAGUUAAACAAAAAUGAUUUCACUCACUCAAAUUGUUUCUUAAACUCUACCUAUGUCAUACAUGACAAUGAAUGCAGACUAAAAUUUGCUAAUUACAUUAGCAGAUACAUAGUCAUUACUAAGAUCUCUAUUGAAAACUUAGAUAAGGACCAAUCAAGGGCUGUGUAGGUGUAGGCACUGAUUAACAUUCAUUCUCAUUUGGGGCCAAGCUAUUUGCUUAUUUAGCCCCAGACAGUACAACACAUAAGAGCCACAUCUGUUGGGAUUACCCUAAAUCAAACUAUUAACAUGGAUUUUGGAGCCCAGCUCCUCCUCCAUUUCACAAUAUAUGGAACUUGCAGAAUGGUUGGAUGACUUUUGGAGGCUCCCUGCUUCUUUUGGUUAUGUGUUCCUGCACAUAAUUUUUCCUUAUAACAGCUUUGGACCCCUUAAAUAUUUAAAGAAUUCUGCAGAAAGGAGAGCGCUGGGCCUUUGUCUAGUAAGUGCAUAAUUGUCUAGGGCGCUUGGUCACAGUGGCGGUAGUUUGAGUCCAUUAGAGAAUUUAGUCUAUGGCUUUAACUAUGACUAGGACAAUGCUUGGUUCUCUUCUUAGUCAUGAGACUGAUGGCUGCUCUUAGGUCUCCACCAAGGAUCACUCUUGCUCUCUUGCUUCAUGUUCUGAUAAAGCUUACAUGCUGUUUGCGUCUGCUGCUAAACAGUUAUGCCAGUCCUCUCUGAUGUGGUCUUUUAGCUAGUUCGGUCAUUAACUGGUCUGAUUAUGGCGGGGUUGCUGAGUACACACUAAAAACAUGCAUAUAAAUGACAAUUUUUAUAGUAGGUAAACGUGUCUGUCAUUCAUAUGCAUUAGGCAUUGUCAAAUAUGGAACCAGUUGUCUGUGCAGGGAAUUUAUAAAGUAUGAGCUUCAUCAUUGCUCAAUAUCUUUCCACACAUCACUGAAGUUAAAUCUAUGUAUGAUUAGUUUCUAAAAUUGAAAUAAUUUGAUGAAAUCUGAAUCUUAAUCACCUAUUAUAUCAUGUUUUAUAUUUGAAACAUCCAAUUUUGAAAAGUCUUAAAAUAAAUUAAAUGGAUUAAUAAAUUUAGGACAAAAAGUAUUGCACUCUCCCUCAAACCUUUAUUGUUUGGAAGUAAGAAGUAAAGAAAAUUAUUCUCAUUAUAAAUAAAAUUGAAAUUUAUUCAGUACUUGAUCAAAGACAUCUUAAAAAUAAAAAUGAUGGAGCUUUAAAAAAAUUUGAAUUUCACUCUUACUAUUAUUAAUAUAUUUUAGUCUCUCCCUCACCCACCUUUAUAGCAUAUUUUAAAAAAUUGUAACUUUAGUUAUAUUUGAACUACAUAUGCCCAGGACAUAAGAGAUGCCAACAUUGUACACAAAUAAAGGUGAUAAUAAUAACUGAGGAAUUUCUAUUCUUGGCUUAGUCUGAAAGACGUUUGGCCAUGUCGCCCUUAAACGAUUGCAGAAUCUGGCUAACCGCAUCUACUCAUAGGCCCAGUGUGCCCUCCGAAGUGGUCGUUCAACUGAAGACAUGAUAUUCUCCAUGAGAAGUAUCAUGAUCAGCAUAGGCCUCUUUACAUUGCUUUCGUAGAUCUGACCAAGGCAUUUGACUUGGUAAGUUUGAGUGGGCUGUUCAAUAUCUUGAAUAGAAUAGGUUUUUCCCCCCACGACUGCUCACUAUCAUACAGUCAUUUCACUUAAAUAUUUCAGCAUAGCAAUCUCCAUUCCUAGUCAGCAGCGGAGUAAAACAAGGUUGUGUAUUGGCAAAAAUGCAUUUUCUUCUAGAUGCUCCUUCAAUUUUCCUUCAGGGACUGUGAAGAUGGAGUGUACGUCCAUACCAGAUCUCUGUUCAAUAUUGCCCACCUUCAUGCAAAGACCAACACCGAGGGGAUAUACAUCCACACUAGAGAUGACGGCAAAUUAUUCAACAUUGCCCGCCUUAGAGCUAAGACUAAAACAAGAAAGGUCUUGCUGCGGGAGUUCUUGUUUGCGGACGAUGCCGCUUUGGUAUCUCACACAGCAGACGGCCUGCAGAGCCUCGUAUCCAGCCUAUCCGCUGCCUGCAAAGAGUUUGGCCUGACAAUUAGCCUAAAGAAAACUAACAUUAUGGGGCAGGGCGCUGACUCCCUCCCCACUAUCGCCAUCGACGACUAUGACUUGGAUACUGUUGACAGAUCCACAUAUCUGGGAUCCAAAAUAUCGAGCACCCUCUCAAUGGAGGAUGAGAUAAGUGGAAGGAUAGGGAAGGCCGCAACUGUUAUGGCCAGACUGAAGAAAAGAGUCUGAUCAAACACCAAACUCACAACAAGAACUAAGCUGCAGGUGUACCAGGCCUGCGUAGUGAGCACACUCCUGUAUGGAUGCGAGUCGUGGACCACAUACUCUAACCACGAAAGAAGGCUCAAUGACUUCCAGCUCAGAUGCUUGCGCCACAUCCUUGACAUUAAAUGGCAAGACAAAGUCCCCAACACGGAUGUCCUGUCCCAAACAAACGUGUAGCGUCCCAGCCAUGUUAAUCCAAAGACGCCUCCGCUGGCUUGGACACAUCAAGCGAAUGCAACCUGGUCGCAUACCAAAGGACGUGCUAUACAGCAAGCUGGCAACAGGGAAAAGGUCAGUUGGACGACCUCGCCUGAGAUACUUAGACAUAUGCAAAAGAAGCAUGAAGUCGGCCAACGUCGACAUCCUAAACUGGGAGGAGCUGGCAGAGGAUCGAUCCUCGUGGCGGGGCAUCGUGAAGGCAGGAUCACUACAUGCCGAGGAGCAAAACAGGGCGGAAACAGCUGCAAAAAGAGCGAGGAGGAAGGCCGGUAAAUACUGCUCCACCGCAUUCGUGUGUGGGAAAUGCAACAGAGACUGCCAUUCGAGGAUUGGUCUCACCAGCCACACCAAGAGCUGCAAGCCAUAAAGAUAAUCUAUCGUCUCCCACAGACGGAAAGAUGCCAUACAUGCAAAGACCAGGGUAAAAAAAGGUACUAAUUCAUGAACUGCUGCUCGCUGAAUGUGCCGCCUUAACAUCUCACACAGAAGAAGGUCUUCAGCGACUAGUUAAUCGUCUAUCACAUGCUUGUAUAGAGUUUGGACUGUCAAUUAGUCCAUAGAAAACACAUGUCAUGAUGCAAGAAGCACCAUCCCCUCCAAUAAUAUCUACUGAGGGCUACAAUCUGUUGGUUGUUGAGCAUUUCUUAUACCUUGGAUCCAAAAUCUCUAGUUCACUCUGGUGAACAUCAUGAUCGCAAAAAUUGAAUAAGUAGGUGUGGAAUAAUCUUAAACUAACUGAUAGUACAAAAUUAAGUGUCUAUUAUGCAUGUAUGCUUAGUAUGUUCCUAUGUGGCAGUGAAGUGUGGACCACAUAUGCCUGACAUGAGCGAAAACUCAAUAUCUCCCAUCAAAUAUGUCUGCUUCACAUUUUAUGCCUUCAAUGGCAGGACAAGAUGCCUAACACAGAGGUUUUGGAACAUGCUAUUUAAGGACAUUUGCAAAAGGAGCAUGAGGGAAGCCAACAUAGAAAUCAACGAAUGGGACAUCAUCGAUGAGAACCAUCUCAGCUGGCAAACAGCAGUGUAUGAAGGAGUUGAUAAGCCAAAAGAUGCGUGAAAUGAAGCCCUUGCAACAAAAAGAGUAUUACAGAAGGCCAAAUUUAUCAGGAGUCAAGGAUCUGCAAGAAAUGCAGCCGAGACUGUCAUUCCAGGAUCAACCUAGUAAGCCAUUUGAUGAAGUGUCGAUAGCUACUCCAUCGUCUUGCAAAGGUGGAAGUAUGUCAUGUAUACAUAUUUCAACUAUUGUAAACUGAUUAUAGUAUCCUUGAAAACAACAAAAUUAAUUUAGGAUAAUAAUGACUAACUAAUACUAUCCUAUUUUCAGAAGGAAAUGACUUGGGUCUCAUCUUCCUUUGAUGAUCUUGGGCCUGCCACAUCAGUGUUGAAAAAAACAUCAAAUACAUUAAAGCAAAGUGUGAGUUCCAGAUCAGAUCCAUAUGGAAAAAACAUCUCUCAAGGUAACUACAACACUAAUCAUGAAGAAAUGAAGGACACAAUUAGUCAUCAAAUAUCAUUGAUGGCAAAAACUUAAUAACACGCACUCUGAAGUUGAAAAUUUGAAAUCGCAUUUUAUUCCCUUUCCUUGUUUGCUUACCUUAGACUAUCUUUAAAAUGAGGCAACCAUUUCUAAUCAACAUUUUACAGGACAUUUUACACAUGCUAAAAUGGACAAAAUCUCUCUCCUAUUGUAAGACAUUGAAGAAUCAAGCAGCUUUAAUAGCUUGACCAAGGAAGAGAAGAGAAAUCUUUGUUAAGCCAGCUUCCCAAAACCUAGUACAUAGAAUUUCAAAAACCAUGUACACAAAUUAAAAAAAAACCUGUACACAAAAAUGAAAAGCUGAAAUUUUUUUAUUUUUGUGUCUGUAAUUACUUUUUGUUGUUGUUGCAUACUAGCAUUCUUUGUCCAUUUUAUGUCUAUUAAAUAUCUUAAUCAACAAGUGUCUGUUUUUAUAUUACCGAUUUUUAUCGCCAUUGAAUCUGUUUUUACAGUAGGUUUGUAUUUUUUUAAGCAUAGAAAUAAUUGCUUUUAGUCUCCAUUGCAGUGAAAUAAGAUCCACAAAAGUUUUAUUACUAUAACAGUGGAGAGAUGUAAAGAGUAAUUUAUGAUCUAAGAAGCCUAAGGAUUAGACACAAAUUUUUCAAAACUCUUUGAGAUGCUCUAUUAUGAUGCCUCAAUACUCCCAGGGAAUUCUUUAAUCCAUUCAGUUAAAAACUACCCGCUCCAAUUCUCUAACUUAAAGUUAGAUGCAGCCAUUUAAUUCAAAGAUUCCGGAUAGGUAAUAUAAUAAAUACACAAAAGAAAUAAAAUCCCUACAGGCAUCAACAUUCAAAAUAACAAGUAACUCUGCUUUGAGUUUCAGGAUUUAUCUAAAUAAUGAAGCUCAAUAUUCAAAAUGACAUUAGUGAAAAACAGGUUUUACCACUAGACCUGCCUAAUGGUAUCAUUAACAAUAUAAUUAUAUUAAAAUAUGUAUUAAAAAAUAAAGUGAUAAUUUUAGGCACCGUAUUACUUGUUAUAGUUUUAAAAAAAGUUGAGUGGUCAUUAUGUUUAAUUAAAGUGUUACCAUGCUGAUCCUUUAGGUUGUCUAUCCUUGAAUAAUUCCCACGAUAGCCAAAUACAUGUGAAGUGUGGUGAUAAACAGGAAACCAACCUGCCUCCAUUGAAUGCUGUCCCAGAGACAGAAGCGCAUCUACUGACUUCGUGCUCCAUGCCAGUUGUUGUUGGGGAGGCCAGGGGCGAUAGGAGAGUACUAUGUACAGAUAAUGUUAUAUAUCACUGCCCAACAGAGGGAGCGGUUUGCCGUUGUACUAGCCGAGGAUUUUAAGAGUAUACGCUCAAGACCCCCCCUCCCCCCUUCCCCGAAUGUGAGUUAGUAAGUGGUAAAUGGUAAACUGUACUCAAAUAGAUAUUUUUAGACGAUCUCUCAGUCAUCAACCAUAGUUCAUGUUGAGCACACCAAUAGACUUUGAGCUCUGUUUUGACCAAUUUGGAACUGCACAUAGGAAGUUAUAUAAAGUUCCAAUCAACUACACCAUUUUGAACACCAGAUUUUAUUUUUGUUUUGUUUUGAAUAAUCAGGGAAAACAAGGUACAAAAUAGUGUACAAAAUCACCAGCAGGAUGUACAUAUUAGAAAGCGUUAAGACCACGUACUAAGGUAGGAAAAUAAUAUCAGUUGGCUUAUAUAGAAAUACUGCUUGUCUGCAAGGUUUGGUCAUUAAACGCAAUAUUUCUUAUGUUAACCUUUAAAAAAAAAUUAAAGUUUUCUUUAAUUUUUAUUUCUCAGGCAGUCAGCAAAGCAUUAUUUCUGCUUUUACAAAUGAAAGGCUUUCAAGAAAACGACCAAGACAGGCUGUUCAACAGCAAAACAGUCAAACUGAGAUGACAAGGAAAUCAUCACUAAAGACUGCAGUUGGCACUGAACUUUGGUCAGAGAAAUAUAGGCCAUCCACUAGAGUGAGUAAAUACAAUUUAUGUCACAUGAAUUGUGAAAUAGUUUUACAGCUUAACAUAAUUCACAACUGACAGGUCAAAUGUUUAAAUAUCAAUGGGCAAAAUAUCAAAUUUUACACUAUCUUAUAAACAUAAGAAGCAGCUCUUUUCACUAUAAAGACACAUUUAUAUUACUAACCAAAACUUCAUCAAAUAAUUUAGAAUAAAAAAUACAUAUUAAUUAAAAAAAUAAAUCAAUUAUGUUUUUCAUUUUUUUUAUUAUUAACCACUAUUUCAUUUUGUUUGUGUAAAUUUUUCUUAGAUCUUUAAAGUCAUUUCUAUUUCAAUUUAACGUAAUCUGUAGUUUGAUCUGGCUGUACAUAAAAAGAAAGUGGAGGAAGUUGCAGACUGGUUAAAAUUGAAGUCAUCUGGCAACCUUAAGGUAACUUAAGCCUCAUAUUUCAAAAUAAAUGUAAGAACAAGAUAUGCUAAACUUGAAGUAAUAGACAGGACAAUAAGAUUUCGCCUUAGAGCCUUCUUCAGCAAACAAGAAAAAUAUAACUAAGACAAGUAACAUAGCACAGUAAAAAACUUUAGAGAUUCCUUUGUUGUUGCCAGAAGUAGGAUUACAGGAAAUGAAAGAAUAUAAAUAUUAUAUUACAAAAGGUUGAACCAAUUCUUAAAAUUUCAUUAGGUUGAUUUAAAAAAAAUAUACUGCCAAGCACAAAGUUGGCAUAAAAUCUGGGAUCUGUUUCACCAAUAAAUAGAAAUGUAGUAAAAUAGCAAUUAAGCCAUUUGUUUGGAGUCACUAAAUAGAACAAAAUUUCAUAUUGUAUAAAAAAAAAUUCUAAAAUUAAAGCCAAGUAAGGCAUUGUAAAUUUAGGGAAUGUUCGUGGCUGUCAAAAAAGAAACCUUGAAAUACAGAUGUUUUUCAGCUGGAAAAGAAGUGAAAAUAACUGAUUGUCUUAAGACAAAAUUUGCUUAGAAUUAGUUACCUCCCCUACAAGUUUUUCAAAUUAAAUAGUGUUUUUUAUUUCUUCUUUCAUUAGAGGUCAGCCCCAAUUUUGCUAUUGACAGGACCCCCUGGUGCUGGAAAGUCAGUUUGUUUGCAGUUGUUAUGUGCUGAGUUAGGUCUGAGCAUACAAGAAUGGACCAACAAUUCAGAACUAGCAGCGGACCAAUGGUCGAACAAAGAAUUUAAUAGCUCAGGUUAGUGAGUUAAUUUCUGAAAUUUUGCUGAAGCCUUCUAAAAAUUUUAAACACAAUCUUUUGUAACAAUAAUGGAGUGACUAAAAAUUUUCUGGUGAUCUCUUUUAAUUUUCUUGGUAUUUGAAUAAUUUGUGUGUGCAUUAUUUUUACAUAGCAGAUUAAUUAACAAAAAUAUUUGAAAACAAGACAACAUGAAAACUUUUGGUGAUAAAUCUUUUUGAUAUAAUAUUGAAGUAGUUUAGCAGCUUUGUGUCAAGUUUGACAUUCAUAACUGUACUACGGUAUUCAACUGAAUAUUUAUCUAGAGAGAUCCAGUGUGGACACCUACAUGAGUCAGUCCCAGAGUUCUCUCUUCCACAACUUCCUGCUCAGAGCUAACAAGUACAGAGCACUGGACUUGUUUGGACCAGCUACAAACAAGCAGUCCUUAUCCAUUGGCACAACAUCAAAUACUGUUAUCUUAGUUGAGGACCUGCCCAAUCUAUUUUUCAGAGACUCAGCCCAAUUCCACAAUAUUCUCAGGUAUCUUUGCCAGUUUUAGCUAUAGCUUGACUUGCAAAAAACAUUUUAAUCAGCAAUAAAAGACUUAAAUACACAACACAGCAAUAAAAGACUUAAAUACACAACACAAUCUUAUUUCUAUCUUCAGAAACUUAAUUUAUACAUUGUUCAAAUUGUUAAAUUUUGUUGUUAAAGACAAGAACUCUUAGAAUUUUGUUCAAAAAUAACUUAGGUCAAGCUCUUUUACGUUAAUUUUUUUUUUCAAACGAUUUGUUUCCAGAAAAUAUCAUUCCUGUGGUAAAAGCCCACUUGUGUUUAUAAUGAGUGAAUCCAACAGUAACUCUGUCAGCAUUCAAAAGUUGUUUCCUAAAGACCUCCAGCUUCAUCUUGGUAUCACUAAUAUAAGGUAAGGGACAGUAUUGCUUAUUUAUUGUGGGGACCUUAGAUUAUAAUGAAGCACAAUAAUUAGAGUACAAUUUAAGUGAUAUAACAUCAUGUAAUGUUAUGAAAACUGGCAAUUAAUGCAGUUAGUAAAAACUAUGGACAAUUUGUUCUGUAGUAUUUUCUUUUCUGUUACAGCAACAAACAAAUGUUUUUAUUUCCCCAUCAGUUUUAAUCCUGUGGCCCCAACAAUGCUCACCAAAGUUUUGACCAAAGUUACCAGUAAGGAGUUGGGAGAGGUUAGUAAUGCACUGGUCCAUUUUGUUUUAUGAAGCUUUUAAUUCACAGCAGUAAUGUAGAUGUAGGUCAAAUAGCUGGCUGGAAUGGACUCAUUGGCCAAGUAAAGUAACUAUUCUUAUGGAGGAGGUAAACCUGAGGAUAAUACCUCAACCAUCAAAGUCGGAAGACAGCAGCCAACUUGGCGUGGAAUUAGAAAUGGUCUGUUAAAGCUUGCAGAAUAAAUCAAAAAUGUAUUUCUUUUUUUUUUAAAUAAAAGGAAAGAAAAUAAUCACUUUAAAUAAAUACAUUGUUUCUACUUCUCAAUAUAUCUAUUGCUUCCUGAGUUAACUUUGUCAAAUUCAAAAGGACAUUAUUAAUUUGCUUGCAGAGCAUGCUCUCCUCUCCAAGAGUGACAGUUAUAGAAGCUAUUGCCAUGUCAAGUAAUGGGGACAUCAGAUCUGCACUAAAUACACUGCAGUUUGCUUGCAGACAAGGUUAGCGGAACAUUUUGAAUUAUAAUUUGUAUUCUUUUUUAACUUACAGCCGAUUAGUAAAUCCUGUCUUUAACUCAUUCCCGACGUUUGCGACUAAAUGCGUCUUUUACGGGUUUCGCCGGAUGCGUCCAAAUGCGUCCCGGCGCAUAGCGACACACCUCUCUCAUAUCUAUUUAAAAAUAGCAAUGAAAUCUCACAUCCCUCGAGACUUCCGGUGAUGGCGUGGUUCAGCGUGAUUUUAAUUUAAAAACCGGAAGUUUUUAUCUUGUUUCACUUUAAAACUAUGUGUACUUCAGUACGGCGCAUGUGUUCGUCCGAGGUGCCGAAAAUCGAUUUUUUUGGCCAUUGUUCGUUAUUUUUUCACUGCUAAUGUUAUAUUUAUAUUAAACCUUAUUCAUUCUUUGUUGCACUUGUUCUUAAUUCGUUAACAUUAAAUAAUAUUUAGCAGCUUAAAUCAAUAUUUUACAAAUGGAAAUCAAUUUCAAGACGGAGUUACUUCCCUUUCUCAGGCAAAUAAAUUAAAUACGGAAGUAGCAUUGCAGGAGGGAAUAAGUUAAAGUUAAUGUCAGGCCGUCCAAUAACUCAUUAAUAACCAUUUUGAUUGUUUAUUGUAUUUAUUUAAAAUUGUAUCCAUAAAUGAAUUUUAAAUAUUAAUUUUCUCUGUUUUUUGGGUUUUUUUGCUUCCAAAGACACCAAAGAUCUUUCAACAUUUCCUCAAAUCUCAUCCGAAUCUAAGAAUAAACUCAAGAGUUCAGGGACAAGGUUAAAAUAUAAGAAUAGUCGUAAACAAGAAUUUGAAGGAGCUGCACCUUCUGAUUCAUCUGUAAUUGGUGCAAAGGACAAAUCUGUUUUUCUGUUUCAUUCUGUUGGCAAAAUACUAUAUUUUAAAAGUGAGUAUAUAUCAAUUUUUUUCAUCCAAGACUUGAAAUAUUUACCAAGUUGGAUAGUUUGGAGGCAAGAGUGAAAUUUAUACCAAUUUUGAGCUUUAUUUUUUUUUGAGAGCAAAUAGAGUUUUCUGCUGGUACUUAGUUAUUAAUUGACCACUCUGCAUUUUUCCUUUAAUUUUGUUGUGCUUUCGUUCAUUUAUAGGAGGGGAACCUAAUGAACAGCUCACACAAAUAUCUCUUCCCAACCAUUUGAAGAGCCAUGACAGAGACCCUUUGAAGGUUGAUCCAGAGGUUAGUCCAUUAAUAUUUCACGGCUGUUUUGUCUAUUUAAUUUCUACUGUCAUUUCUGUCAAUGUUUAAUUUUUUGUUUGAUUAUUAUAUCAGCUCAUAUCUUAUCAACUAACAAGCACUACUUUACUGUCCUGUCACUGCAGCUGUAUGUAUUUUUGUUUUAUAUUGUUUUUACUGUUAGUUUGCUAGCUGAAGAAGGCUUCUUGCUGACACAUUAGUUGUUUUGUUGCGCCCUUUUUUCAGGUUUUCCCAAAUUUUUUAAAAUUCAUUUCCAACUAACAAGCAUUGUCUUCAAGACUCAACACAUCUAGCAUUCAGAAUAAAAAUAAUAACGCAGAUUUAAAAAAAAAAAACUAACUUUCAAAACUACUUUUUUUUUAUUUGAAAAGAAAUUUAUGUAUGAUUGCUUUGAAAAUGUUGACAGUAUUUUCCAAAUUGCAUUUUCUUUGAUCCACCAGGAUGUUGCCUCUCAAUCCCAUGUGUCUGGUGAAUAUUUCACCACUUUUCUACAUGAGAACUAUGUGGAGUUUUUGUCCUCUAUGGAGGACUUAGAGAGGGCUGCUCAAUAUUUCAGUGACUCAGACUAUGUCUCAACCUUGUGGAUGGUAAGCUGAAGAACUUUUUAACCUGUCAAGAACAUUAGCUUAGUGGUGUCAAACAGUCUGGCCCUAAAAGAUCUUUAAUUCAUUCCAAAUAAUAAAAUAAAUACAUUUUUAAAAUAGCAAGAUUUCUAAAAUGUUACCUUUGUGUAUGAAAUCAAUUCUUUGUAAAGGUCCCUGAGACUUUGAAAAAUAACAACUGCAAAGACCUUAUUUGGCAAGGAACGCGGUGUUUACAGGGAUUAAAACAUAAAUCCAUGUAACUCAGUAUUUUUUAUCUGAUUGAUUGUAUAAGUAAGAACCCUUGUAACAAUUCACCGUUGCUAAACAUUCUUGGACAGAUUAAUCUCAAGGCAUCAUAUGAGGGUCAGAGGCCAAAUUUUAAAAAAAAUUGAAACAAUAUUAAUAAUUAUUUCAUAAUGCAGAAAAGUAGUAGAACAUUACUUGUCCGAUCUGACAGUACUAACCUAAGAAUAUAGUUCUGAACUUUAAAUGGUGAGACACUUGGGGUCUUGAUUUUGAAAGGCCAAUUUUGUUCAAGGCCAGGAAAAACAGGAAACAUAUUUUUUGUAAUUAUUUUUUUUGAUGUUGAUGAAUAAUAUAGCAGUUGGCUACAUGAAUACCCAAAGAACAAAUUUUUAUUUAAAUGAAUCAAUUUCUAGAUUAUUUUUAAAAAUUACUUUAAAUUCUUAAGUCUGACUUCUUACCUGUAGGCAAGAGAGGAACUCCAGAAGUACUCACUGUCAAUAGCUACACGAGGUUUCAUUCACUCUAACUCAGACUAUAGUCGCCAUGACAGUGUGAGGAAAUGUCAAGGCUGGCGACCUCUUCAUAAAUCUCAGUUGUUUGAUGUCAGUAAAAAGGUAUGCCAAAAUUGGCUUUUUGUUCAGACCCAUGGCUUCUUAUCUGUUAUAGGGGUCUAAUCUUAGCAACCUUUACCGAUGGCAGGGAGUUAACAUCCAUAGUUUUCCACCAACAAGGACCUUGGAUAUUGCUAUGACCCAUUUCCCAAUGAGAAAUAGGCAUCCCAUAAACAGCUAAAAUUGUAGAUGUAAUCAGACAUUAUUAGACUAAUCGUCAUAUUAAAUUCAAAGUUCAUUCACUUUUUUGUGUUUCAUUUACAGCAACAAAAUUAAUCAAUUUGAGAUUUUUAAGUUAACAUUUUUUUGUGUGUUUGCAAAUAAUUUACAUGUUAACUAGAGGAAAGCCUGCCAUUCCUAAGUUGAACUAAAAAAAAACCUGGUCGCUAGUAUUGGACAAGUGUUUUGUUAAUGAGAAUCAAUAAGUAAAAUGUAUUAAUGACCAGAACCCAUGUAAUUUUAUCCAGUGAUUAAAAAACAGUGAUGUAGUGAUUAGUUGUUGAUAAAAAGAAACCUCUUCAAAUGGGUCAAAGAAACUUCCAAAUAAAAAUACACUUUCCCCUGUCACACCCAAUUCCAUCAUCAAAUGUGGAGCAGUACUUAGAUAACAUACUGCACUUUGCCGCUCUAGAAAGGAUUGUUUUAUGUCAUGAAAAUCAAAGAGAAUAAUUUACAUGAAUGAAUAUUAAAUAAAAUGAUUGGUGUAUUAAAUUUCAGUUUAACAAUUUGUUAAUUCAAUUUUUCUGACAGGCCAUUGAAAACAUAACAUCAGCAAGGCAGCUUUUUAAAGGUAUAUUUAGUUAGAAAAGAGUUUACUAGUUUUUAUGAACACAUUUUGUACACAAACAGUUGGUAUGGCCAAAUUUUAUAUUAUUGCCUCGUCGGUGUUGGGUGGCCGAGUGGUCUAAACUGAGUCAAUCCCAAGGUAGUGGACUCAAGUUCAUUCCACGUCAAAAGCAAAAAAGAAAACAUCACCAGCACUGGUUAACCUUGGAUGACAUUUCAUCUUAGAGAAGGCAAACUGAAAUCAAACCCGGAGAUAGAAUCCCAUAGGUUGUAAGAUAUUGAAAGUUCAAACAACUAAGUCUUGCCAUGAGAUCAAAUAGGCAAGGAUGAGAGAGUGAGGCUGAUAAAUUGAGCAACUCUCCCUUAUACAAUUCAAGCCAAGACCAGUAUUCAAAUACUACUCAAGUCAUCUUCGGGUACGAAGUAUGAGCAAUAAAUAAAAAUAUAACGAUGAACAAUAAAUAAAAAUAAAAUAACUGCCUGCUUGAAGGGGUUCAUAAAUUUUAUUUUCAGCUUUUUUUCUGAUUGAAAAGCUCUUAUGACGUUUAAUAAAUCCCCCUAUCUGGUUUGUUUUCUCCUCAGGUCAUCACUGGGAACCUGAAGUAUUGUGUACUGAGAUCCUGCCUUAUAUCAGUCUGUGCAAUCCAACCUUACAUGACACAGGUCAAUGCAUUUAUUAUUAGGAUUUCUUUAGAUAAAUAAAUUAAUCUUGAUCCCCCUUUGCCAAUAAAUUUAUUAGAAACAAUACUUUUUAUUCUCUUUUAUAAAAACAAACAAUUUCAAAUUUUGCGCAAAUAAGAUUAAUUGAAUAGAAAAGAAAUCCAUUCUUUAUUAUUAAAUAAAAUGUAUAAGUGUGUGGUUUUUCUUCUUCUAUAUUUCAGGACAAAUUAAUUUUGUGCAAGAAAUGACACAUUUCUCACGUUCAAAAAAUGCUUUCAGGUAAAUUAAUUUUCUAAAAUUAAAAAUCAAUUAAAAUUCACUAAUCUUUACAAAAUAAAUAAUUUUUCUCAUGAAUAUAUUAUUUUAUUCAGCUAAGAAAUACACAGCUAAUUUUAUUUUUUUUAUGUACAAGAAUAUAUUUUAAUAUUUAGAACAUGCAUAAAUUCAUAGGAUUUACAUAAAUAUAUUUUUAUAUCCCUGCAAAUCACUCAUUACCCUUUUCUCAUAUAACUUAUCACUAUAACAAUAGGUGCAACAAAUUUGUAGCUAAAAAAUUGGAACAAUUUUAGCUAAUCUGUUUAAAGCUAAAUCCUGAAGAUAUGCUUUUGCUGAUCAUUUGAGGGUCUUUGCAUAAAACUUUUAUAUAUUAUAAUCGCUUGAGAUAUUUUUAUAAGCCUUCUGCCAUAAAAUGCUCACACACACAUUUUAUAAACCCUCAUCAGACCAACACUGGAGAGAUUGAAUGAAAAAGAUGUAGUGUUUGAAGAAGAUAUGCAGGAGGAUGAUGGAGGCGAGGAAUCCCGUAUGUUUCCAUCACUACUCCACCAUGCUCAGGCUGACAGCAUUGAUGAUGCUGACAAUGAAAAUAUUUCCAACAGCCAGACAAAUGUAUCGGUUACUGGUGAUGAAGAUGAAGUUGUGAUUGAGGACUUUGAUGAUGAGAUUUAAAUUUUUGGUGAAAUUUUAUGAAAAUCCAGAGCCCCAGGGAAUCCUUUCCUUUUAAAAAACUGAAACAAUGUGAGGCUUUUGUGAGCGAUAGCUACAUAAAUAUUUAUCUGCUUUAUUUUGAAUGUUAAAAAUGCAUUUCAGGAAUCUGUAAAAUUCGAUCAGACCACUCUGGUGCUCUUGUUAAACUUUACCUUCUUCUGAUAUUAUUUGCAUGUUGUAAUUUGUCAUAUUUAUUUUAUGCCUUUAAAAAACGUUGUCUGGAAUAAAAAUGGCCAUCCUAAUGAGCAUUUAUGAUUCAUAAACAUUUUUGACACAUGACCUUUAAAAAAAGAAAUUAAAGCUAUAAAUAGGAAUAAUUUAACUAAAGCAAUGUUUAACAAGAAAAUAUUUAAAAGUAAGUGAAUUUUGUCUUGAUAAAUAUUUGAGUGUGAUAACAUUAUUAUUGUUACUGUUUGAUAUUAUAUUAAAAACAUUAUGUCCUUAUGCCUCUUGAUUUAAAGUUUUUCAAACAUUUUCCUUGAGUUUAAUUUGAGACAUUUUUUGCAUGCUGUACACAUGGUAUGUAUCGGUAUUAGUUAUUCCCAAGCAUUACAAUAAAUUUGUCUCAGAGCUAAUUUAUCAGGGCUGAACAAUGUAAUAAAUUAGUGAAUCAGAUUAUCCUAUUUUAAAUGAAGGUGGGUAUUAUUUCAUUUUAUCAGGAAGUACUACA